AUGUCAAAAUUCUCCCUGUCAGCCUCCCAGGGAGGUCAGAUUAUACAAGAAAGAAGGUUUGUAGAAGCAAUAAAUCGUCAAGCAUAUCAGUAUGAAAUGGGUGACUUUCCAACAGAAUGGGAAGCAUGGAUAAGAAAAAAAAGAAAUGAUCCACCUACAAUUGAGGAGAUUCUUAAGAAUGAAAAUUACAGACAAGAAAUGAAACAGAAAAUCAAAGAUGUAUCUGAAAAGGAUAAGCUGCUUCAGGCCAAGGAAUACAAGGAGGGACUUGUUGCUGAACCAGUUCAUACUCGUGUUGAAGGCCAUGCAUCAGCCCCUUACUAUGGAAAGAAAGAACCUUCGCAGGAUCCAACAAGCACUGCAAGCACCUUUCAGCCAGGUUCCUGGAUGCCACCAGACAGCAGUAGUAGUAAAAAUAAAUAA
Chaetura pelagica (chimney swift) is the source of this 423-nucleotide messenger RNA. It is a transcript of the gene NDUFAF2, whose product is annotated as NADH dehydrogenase (ubiquinone) complex I, assembly factor 2. Gene Ontology annotation, cellular component: membrane. The record is from RefSeq and is a predicted model, not a curated record. The transcript has 4 exons. Lineage: Eukaryota; Metazoa; Chordata; Aves; Apodiformes; Apodidae. Bases 1 to 423 code for a protein of 140 amino acids. Gene Ontology annotation, biological process: mitochondrial respiratory chain complex I assembly.